This is a messenger RNA of Cinara cedri, 8801 nucleotides long. The record is from the annotation of a GenBank genome assembly. Lineage: Eukaryota; Metazoa; Arthropoda; Insecta; Hemiptera; Aphididae.
ACCUAUCAGUUUAUAAUGACGAAAUUUUAUUUUCACUUGUUUUAAUUUAUUAUUUAAUAUUUGGCGCAAUACAGAGAAACACGGUGCUACAGUUUUCGAUAACACGAUAACAUGAUACCUAGGUACCACAUGGUUUUUUUGUGGUCAUAUUAAUUGUAGGUUACAACGGUCAUUCUGAACGUUACUUUUUAAGAUAUAUUUUACCAAUUUUUCCUUUUUUAAAUAAAAUAAGUAUAUUAUUUUAUUUAUAAUCAAAUAAAAUAUAAGAAAUUUUAUCACGACAUUUGUAUUUUAUAAAACGAAAAAAAAUUCAUUUUUUCUCUGAGGAUGUCAAAAACUCAAAACUAUCAACGUGCAAACGCUAUCAUAAACAGCUGUUUGAUUGUCCUCGAAUUGAAAGGCGGACCGGUCAAAAAUCUAAAUUUCUGGAUACCCACCAAUUUUCAUAACUAUAGUCGUUAAUUAAACAUUUUUUGUAUUUGUAACGAAAUUGUUAAUAAUAAAAAUGUAGUUCAAUAAACUAUUGUGGUUUUUUAUUAAUAAUAUCGAUUUUUUAUUUUAUCGAGCAAUCUAAGCAUUCCGUUAAUAAUAUUUUAUUUAUGUUUAAUUUGAUCAACCUUGAAUUACGUAUACCUAUAAUAAAUUAAAGGUAAUAAUAGUUAAAUUUUUUUACUGUUUUCUACAAUUUGUUAUGAUUUGUAUUUUGCUGUAAUCUAUAAAAUUUACAAGUGCGAAUAUUUUUAAUUAUGUACCUACCUACAAUAAUACUACCUUCCAAACUACUUCAAUAUCCUUCAAAAAUCCAUUAAUAGUUAAUCAGUUGUUAUUGCGACUUUAUAAAAUAUAAAUUAAUUUGUGUAUUGUUAGGUAAGUAUUUUAUAUUACUAAUAAAAUAAGAAAUACCCAUAUUUUUGUUAAUGUCAACAAUUUGUCAUAGUAUAUCCACUUUAAGUCACUAUUAUUUAGUAAGGUAUGUAAUACUUAAUAAUUGGAUACAUUUGCUACAAGUUAUAAUAGGCCAAUAUUAUAUUGUUAAAAUAAUAUUUGGAUAGGUUAUUUAAUAGUUAAUGCAAGCGAGUAAGUUAGGUUAAGUUAAAAUUAUUGAUAGCUUGCAACAAUUGUAUUUAAACUUCUAUAGUUCAAUCAAGAUAGGUAGUUUAUAUCAGUGUUAUUUCUCAUAUAUAUAUAUAUAUAUAUAUGUAUGUAUAAUAUUUUUUACUAUUCACUAUUUUCAUUUUACCUAUCAUAUUUAUUUACUUUUCUAUGGUGAUAUAUAUAAAAUUAUACAAUGAGUACCUAUAUAGGUAUUUUUAUUUCAUUAUUAUUAUAUUUGAAGGUCAUGUUUCUAUUAUUAAAAAAAAAUAAUCAUUAAUUGGUAAUGUUACCAGUUCUGCUUAUGACUAUAACAAUUGGUAAUAUGAAUUCUAUUAAAGUGUACCUAGAAAAUCUAUAAUAUUUUUAUACAUUUAAAUAAAACACUUUCAAUAUUUACGUGAAAAUGAUAGGAUUGUGUUAGAAUAUGAUUAUUGUUAAAUUAUUUUAAAUUAUUUAAUAAUUUCAAUAUUUUAUUACAAAAAAUAAACAUUUUUCUUAUUAUAUUUUUCAGCUUGGUUGGUGUUAUAUAAUAUUUUUUAAAUAAUUUUACACUUUUACAUCAUUAUCUUAUCUUAAGUACCUACCUAAUUUAUUAUUUAUUUUCAAGAAAUUGUAUUAUAAUUUAAUAUUUUAAUAGUUCUAAGAAAGUCUUCCUCUGAUUUAUUUGUUAUUAUCUUAAAUAUUAUAUAUACAAUUUUUUGACCAAAUUAAUAUUUUAUUAUAAUUUUUAUUUUUAUAGAAUAAACUAACUCAUUCAUUUCCAAAGAAAUUAAAUCACAAUGGGAAUCCUUGAUGAUCUUGUAAGUAUUUAAUGAUUGAUUAAAGAUUAACUAUGUUAUGUUAUAUUCAACAUAAUUAAUGCAUUAUUUAUACAGGAUGAUCAAUCUAUUGUAAGACACUUAUUAUCUUGGAAAAUAUUAAUUUUUUUGGAAUUUAUUUUAACUAAUAUUCAAUAUUUUAUAGAAUUUUUAAUAUAAGUUGUCAUUUUAAAUUUUAAAGUAGGUAGUCCCACUUUAAAUAAAAUGCCCAAAGAAAGUUUUAUUUAUAUUACCAUAUAUACCAUACAUACCAUAUGACUCAUGGCGUUAACGGUUACAUUUAAAAUUGAAUAAAUUACAGAAGUUUUGUUUAUUUAAUUAAAUAAAUAUAAUAAACUUUUUUUUUCUAUAAUACAAUCAAUUUUAAAUCAGGGUACGGAAUCAUAAUAUUAGAUAUUUAAUUUAUUCCUUUGGUGAUUUUUGAUAUAAUAUGAUCAUCAUUUGAUUUCUUUUAUAACUGCUUUUUUUGUUAACUAAUUUAUUAUAAUUCAUGCCAAAGUGCUUUCAUUGGUUGGUUCUUCCCUCAAAUAACUCAAGCUACUAUAUUAUAUAAUUUUAAAAAACAACCAUUAUGCUUAUUGUACUUUUGUUAUGUAUAGAUUGUGUAAGUUCUAGAUUAUAAAUAAAUAUAAAAAUGUAUUGCAUUUAUUCUAUUUAAACUUUAUAAAAUUUGUUUAAAAUCUAAAUUUAUUUUUAAUUUCAUAUUAUAAAAUAAAACACUUUAAUAUGCUACAGACAUAAGUUACAAUUUAAAAAACAAAUAAACCAAAAUUAAUUAAAAUAUUGUACACAUACUUAGCAAUUGGAAUAUUAUUUCUGAAAUACAGAAAUCAUUUUAAUUGAUAAUGUACAUUACUUAUUAUAUUUUUUUUUCUGUAUUUAUACCUGUAGGUAUAAAACUAAGAAGUUUAUGCUAAAUAGUCAAUAUUACCAAUUAAUAUCUUUACGUGAAUUUAAUUAAAUAUUAAUGGAUGAUAAAUUGUAUAUAUAAUAUUUAUAAUCUAUAAAAUAUAUUUAUUUAUUUUAUCUACUUUCCCUGUUCUUCCAUGAAAUGUAUAAAACAAAAUAUAAACAUAACCUUCAACAAUUUAUAUAAUUUUUGCACUUUGUGAAAAUUGAUAAUAAAAUUUUUAUUAACAUGGUUUUUUAAUAUUUAUUUUAAUAUUCAUUAAUAUUUGCUUAAAGUUAAAUAUUUUAAUAGCACAUUUUCUAUAUAAUAUCACUUCAAAGUUCACAUAAAAAUAUGAGCACAUUUUCAGUAAAAAAUUUUUUAUCCACAUUUUCGGUAAAAUUCAAUCUAUGUAUUUUUCUUGUUAUAUUAAAAAAUUACUUAUUAUAAUUUAUUUCAUUGUUGAUUUUAACCACUUAAUACAAUUUUUCUUUUUAUGUAUGUAUAGAGUGUUUCUUCUGUUUUGGUUGGUCUUGGAAUUGUUGUAACUACUGGAUUUGCUAUAUCAGCAUUUGUAGCCAACUUUCAGAAGAAAAGUAAAAAGAAGAGGACACUUGUAGAUUCUAAUACAAAGAUUCCUUUGCCGCUUAUUCAGAAACACAUCAUUAGUCAUGACACUCGAAGAUUUAGAUUUGAAUUGCCAUCUAAAAAUCAUAUUCUUGGUAUUUAUUCUUUACCUAUUAGUGUUUUUAUUUUUUUAUCUAUAAUAUUAAUUAAUUUAAAGUUUUGUGAAGUAAUAUUAAUGUUCAAUUUUUAAAUAAUUUGUAUAGGUUUACCAGUAGGGCAGCAUAUACACUUAUCAACAAAAAUAAAUGAUGAAUUAGUUGCACGUGCUUACACUCCAGUCAGUAGUAAUAAUGAUGUUGGGUAUAUGGAUUUGGUAAUAAAGGUAAAUAUUUUAUUUUGCAUUUUCAUAUAAUUGUAUAAUAAAAUACUAUUAAUAAAAUAUUAUUAAUAUUUUAUUACUAAAUUUUCUAUAGGUUUAUUUCAAAGAUCAAAAUCCUAAGUUUCCUGAUGGUGGUAAAUUAACACAAUAUCUUGAAAAAAUGGAAAUUGGUGAUACGAUUGAUGUCCGAGGACCUUCUGGGCGUCUCAUUUAUCAUGGUCGUGGAGAUUUUGAAAUUAAAGCUGUAAAAAGAAUAGAUCCUUCUCAUAAUUUAUUUGCCAAGAACAUAGCAAUGAUUGCAGGUGAAAUAUUGUGUUACUAUACAAUAUGUCCCAUUGUGCUUGACAAGUUUUUCUUGCACUGUUAAUAUUAAAUUUUUUUUCGAUUUUUAUUUUUAUUUUUUUCCCUUAAACACAAAAAAAAAACUAUUCGCUUAAAAAUUUUUUUAAAUUAACAUUUUGUAAAAGUUAUUCAAAAAGUUUUAAUGUAUCACACAUUCAACUCCAAUGAAUAAUUUUUUAGUUAUAACCAUUUUAAUUGUGUGUGAAAACAAUUAAUAUUCAAUAAAAUAACACAAUAUGCGAUAAGGAAUUACAAUUCACACGGUAAUUAUUUACCUUCCAUUGAAUAUUAAUUGUUUUCAUUCCUAUUUUCUAGAAAUUAAAAUUAUAAUUAAGAAACUAUUAUUCAGAUAUAAAUGUUGAUGAUAAAUAAAAUUAAAAAAAAAUUUUUUUUACAAAAUGGCUAUUUUGAAAAAAUUUUCUGAAGUGAAUCAAAAGAUGUUUUUUUUUUUUUUGUGUGUGUAGAUGAAAAUAAAAAUUUAAUUUUUCUCCAAAUUGAAGUUCUCCCUCGAAGACAAAUCGAUUGAAAAAAAAAAAAUUAUUAACAGCGCCAGAAAAAUUUGUCGAACACAGUGAGACACUAUGUAUAUUAGAGUGGUCCUUAUAUUUAUACAUUUUUAUUAUUGAUGACCCCCUCUCUUCUGUUUUGUUUCUUGCUGUGUAAAAAGAAUCUGUGUGGAAUUUGUUCAUGAAUAACUCAUGAAAAUUUCAAAAUUUAAUUAAGAAUACUGUUUUAAUGUUACACUUGUAUUUAUGUCUAUAUAUUAGUGGAUAAUGGAUAUAUUAUCAUUUUUAUAUUGGAAAAAAAAUGAAUUUGAUGUUUUAAAUUCCAAGAAUAGUUAUGGAGCUAUUGGUUUUACAAUGCUUUUUAUUUCUUUUAUUUUUAUUCUACUCUGUGGACAGGUUUUUUCCUAGUAAACUUGCUCCGAUUUGUACAUGUAGCAACUUUUCUAAAAGCUUAAAUUGUCUAGAUUGUACCUUUAGAGAUCAUUUUUUUAAUUUUCGACACCAAUUUUUAAACAAAAGCACUUAAGUGGGAAAAAACUUAGGAAAACAUUCAAUUUCACGUUUUUAAUAUUUUAUAAAAACAUGGACGUUUUCUACCAGAAAAAUGAUUUAAUCAAAAAAUUUUAAGAAAUUUUAAUUUUUAGAAUUUGUUUGCUGUAAUUCAGUUAUAAAUAGAUGUAGACCUGAAACUUGGUAAAAUUCCAAAAUCAUUUAACAACUUUUUACUUAUUUCGUUUUGAAAUCAAAUUUUAAAUGAAAAUUGCAAAAAAAAAUUACAGCACUUUAAUUAAAUUAUGUAUUACUGAACUGCUCUCGAAAUCGUCUUUCGUCAAGUAAUGGUUUAUCGUUGCUUACAACGAUAAGGCAUAAAUGAAAUAACCUUAUGUAUCUUACCUUUCCAACUUCUCACUUACAACAGUGGCUUUUUUUUUUUUUUUUUGUUCAAACUUGAAUUUGUUUACAAUAAAAAUGGAUCCUUUAAUGAUUGUGUUUCAAUUAUUCUGGAUAGGUUUUUUUUUAUUUUUACAUAACCUAAGACAAUUAAAGACUAAGAAUUUAUUGAAAAGCAUUUUUAUUUAGUAACUGUAAAACAAUUUUUUUACUACCUUGUAAUGUAUCUAUUACUUUUGGUUUUUAUUUUUAAUGAACUUUGUUAUUAUACUCUCGUUAGUUGCACAUCUCUUCACAGUAUCGUUUACUGUAUGCAAUGUGUCAAUUACUUUCAGGUUUUGUAAAAGGUAUUAUUCUUUCAUUUGGUUUGAUCCAUUUCGUUAAUUUCAUAUUCAUCCUGAAUCUUUUAAAUAAGUUUGGAAAUUGUUGAUUAGAAUGCAUUGAAAAACGUUAAACAUUUUUAUUUAAAAAUAUCAUUUGCCCGUAUUUGAUAUGCUUGAAAAAUGAUCUCUAUUUGACAAAGUUCAAGAAUCCAAUAGCUUGGUACGUAGGCCAUCUAGUGAGAUGGAUGGCCAAAGGAAUUCUUUGUUUAAAGAUAUAUUUAUUAAGGUUGGAAAAAGAGAUUUUACAAUAAAUUGUAAAAUAAUAAUUUAUAUAGACAUUAAUAGCUGCCAAAAAAUCAUGUAUCAUUUUAUGAUCAGUGAUAGUUAUUUAAUUAUUUGCGAAAAACCACAAAACUAUUUUAUUUUAUCAUUGUCAACCUUCUUAGGACACGGGAAGGGGUUGAGUUGGCAUGACCAUAUUUCACACAGAUUAUUUUUACUCGAUAAGAAACAAAAUAGGUAGGGCCGGUGAUCAAAAAUAAGGACCACUCUACUAUAUAUAUUCAAUAUUUAACAUUUUAUCCUGUCUAUUGGUUAUAUUAGGUGGUACUGGUAUUACACCAAUGUUGCAAUUAAUACGACAAAUCACUAGAGAUCCUGAAGAUGAAACUAAAUUAUCUUUACUUUUUGCUAAUCAGACUGAAGAAGAUAUAUUAUUAAGGGAUGAAUUAGAAGAAGCAGUUAAAAGUCAUCCAGAUCAGGUCAAGGUCUGGUAUACUGUUGAUAGACCUACAGACGGUAAAUAUUAAUUUUAAAAACAUUUUUUUUAAAAGAUUACAUAUAUGAUAAGAAGUUGAACUUUGACUAGUAAUUUAUAAUUAAUUGAUUAAGUUUUUCAAAUUUGAAAUAAAUAACUUUGCUUUGAGAGAAUAAUAUUGUGUGGCGAUUGAAAAUUGUCUAUAUCCACAUAAUAAUCAUCAUGGAAAGAGGGGGAGAUAAUUUGAAAGGUAAAUAUAUAUUUAUAUAUUAUUUAGAUGUGGUCUAUAAAAAAUAACAUUGUUUAAGUUGUAUAAGAAAGUAUGAUAAAACCGGCCAGUCAAUUAUAGAUAGAUAUGAGGUUUGAAAGAAUCUUACAACCCAGAUAAUGAUUGUGGGAAGGAUAAGGAAUCUUAUGAGCAAAAGAUGUGUGACAUAGGGCUCUUUCUAAUGAACACUAAGCAGAAGUAUAUGAUGGAUCCCAAAAACAAAACCAAAUUCAAGUAAGGAGUACACAAAUGCACAACAAAGCGCCUUGAGGGGAUGAUGAGGUGGAAUUAGUGCUAAAUAUAUAUAUUGAAUGAAAUCCAAUGUUUUCAAUACUCAACAAUAAUUCAUUUUAAUUUGUUUGUGCUUAUAGUGAAUCCAUGGUCUCUCACCAUAUUACCAAUUAGAUUGGGUAGGUUGAUAAUUCAUAGAAGAAGGAAACAUAAUCAGCGAGCAUUGGCGAGAGAACAUUAUAUAUGGGGGUCUUAAAUUUGAAACCUCAAUACUUGUCACGAAUGACGAGAUCAUAUAUUAUUGAAAAAAAAGCAACCAUUGACAGCUGAUGAAGGAAAAGUUUCAUGUCACCAACAAAUAUAAGUAAUUUUAGCAUGCAUCAAAUCACUGGUGGUAAAAUUUAGAAACAAAAUAGGAGAGAAGAUGGCACUUUAAGGUACUUACACAAGACAAAGAAAGAGAUUUGAUAAAGUACUAUUGACAGUAACAUGGUUUAUCUAUUAUAAAGAUAAGAACAAAAAAAGACAGAGAGGUUCACCAAUACAAAAUCUAAAGUUCUUAAUAGGGAAAAGUGGUCAACAGGAAAGCAUUGAUAAAAUAUGUAUAGAUCAAUUCUCCUUGGUGAUUUUGUUGGAAAUUAUCAAAUAUAUAAUUAGAUGAUACAAAGUUAAAUACAGUGGGGGGAACCCAUGCUGCUCAUCCACAUUAAUAUCUGUUAAUUAUUUGACAGUGUAAAUAUUUCUUAUUGUAUAAGAACAAAAGCUAUAUUCCUUGUUAAUAUAAACAAAGACAUUUUUGUUUAUUUUAAUAUAAUGGAUACAUUUGUAAUUUAUUUGUAUAAUUAUUAUUUUUAUAUUAAUUUUCUAGGAUGGAAGUAUAGUGUUGGAUUUAUAUCAUCCGACAUGAUAUCAGAACAUCUCUAUCCACCAGCUGAAGAUACGUUAGUGUUGAUGUGUGGCCCACCUCCAAUGAUAAACUUUGCAUGCAAGCCAAAUCUUGAUAAGUUAGGAUACGAUGCUAAGUUACGAUUUUCUUAUUAAAAAUGUGUUACAAAAUAAUAUUAGACCGUCCUAACAGUGUAAAAAUAAUAUAAUAUUGUUAUUCACUUUUUUUAAUAGUUCACUGAUUGGGUAUUUGGUAAUUAACAUUUGAAGUCCCUUUAAAUUAUUGCUAAUAAUUUUGUUUUAGCACUUAAUUUAUGUAUAAAUUGUUUAAUUUUACUAAGCGUAAUAAAAUAUGUUAAUAUUAUGACUACAUGACUUAUACUUCAGAUUGAAUUCCAAAAACGUUUUUAAACUCCUAUUUGGCAUAAGUUAUAUAAUUUGUUGUGUGUGUAAACAUAGAAAAUGUUCAUUUCAAAAAAUUCUAUUAUUCAAGUUUGAUUAAAAUACUUUCUUCUUCUUUUUUUUUGGUAUAAAAAUAUUGUUUCUUUUUUACGUUUAUAUUAAUAAAAAUAUUAUUUUUAAUAUUUAUAUUAUUCUCUCAAAAAGUAUCAGUGUACAAUUUCUUAAUCAGAACUAAAAAUUUUAAAUAUUAAUAAUAAGUUAUAUGAACAAAUACAUAUAUAAAUAUAUUUUAUAUACAUAUAAAUUUUAAAAAAAAAUUGUUAUGAAAUCAUUAAGACUGCAAGUCUCUCAAGUGAGAGUUUUUAUAAAAUUGUCAGAUUAUUAUUAUCAAGUAUUGUUGAAAAAAUAUAAAACUAUUGAAUAAUUCAAUUUUUUUUGUUAACCUACC